Molecule: messenger RNA, 1662 nt
Organism: Colletotrichum karsti
Lineage: Eukaryota; Fungi; Ascomycota; Sordariomycetes; Glomerellales; Glomerellaceae
Product: ATP-dependent protease La domain-containing protein
Exons: 1
Coding region: 1-1662 (553 amino acids)
Source: RefSeq, a predicted model, not a curated record
AUGUCCUCCGACCAGCCACGGGUUGUCGAGAGCAGACCAUCGGCCUUGACGUCCAACCCCGUACACGAAGCAGAGGACGAAAAGGACCAUGGCACUGUCGAGCGGCCCCUGCUGGCUGAGCAGGUCCGCGAGGUCAUCCGCCUAAUCCAAUGUCGAAAGUGCUCGCGCCCGCUACGAGAACCCAUUACACUCCCCUGCGGCCGGAGCCUCUGCAGAGAAUGUCUGCCCGAAACCCACGCCCGCGAAAACAUAUCGUAUCCUGCCACUCCAGGCAGGUUACAGGGUUUCGAGUGCCCAUAUCAAGAAUGCGGACGGAAUCAUGCAGUGGGAGAUUGUGGUGUCGACGUUAUCCUCACCAAAGCUGUCAACAACUUCAAGGCCGAGAUCGAAAAGGCAAGGGUUACGAACACGGCUGCCGAGAUAUCUACGCAUGUCGUGAUACAACCUCCGAAUACGGCCAAGAGCGACGCGGAUGCGGAUGUGGGCGACUGCACGGUUUCAAGAGACGUCAAAGGAGGCCCGCUCAUUGCCGUUUACACGCUUGCUGAAGAGGGCGAACUCGAUUACAACUCCAGCAUUAGCUUUGCAGAGGUAUCUUCACUGGGAGACGAGGCGGCGGCUCUCGACAUGAAGACUUUUUCAAAGGUGAAAGAGUCCGUCAGGACAGAAAUGGACUGUCAGGUCUGUUAUGCGCUGUUCUACGACCCGUUGACGACGGUCUGUGGCCACACUUUCUGCCGUUCCUGUCUGCACCGAGUGCUCGAUCAUUCAUCAUACUGUCCCGUCUGUCGAAGAGGCAUAUCGGUCAGCCCUCUACUCUACCGAGAAUCGUGUCCUUCCAACGACCACUUGAAGACCAUCAUUCAAACAUUCUGGGCUGAUGCCGUCCUAACAAGAGGUGACGCUCUGGCUGCGGAGGCUCUGAAUCGACAUCGGGAGUUCGACAUUCCAAUAUUUGUUUGCACUCUCUCCUUCCCGAUGAUGCCCACUUUUCUACAUGUCUUUGAGCCAAGGUACCGACUCAUGAUCCGACGGGCUUUGGAAGGCGAUCGAACUUUUGGCAUGGUUCUACCGCAACGACCGCGGACACCGAACGAUACGCACUUCAUGGAGCACGGCACAUUACUCCGGAUAGUGAACGCCGAGUACUUCGCGGACGGUCGGAGCCUCAUCGAAACGACUGGAAUCUCGCGGUUCAAAAUUACGAGACACGGCAUCUUGGAUGGUUAUCUAGUGGGAAAGAUCGAAAGAAUGGAUGAUAUUUCAAUCGCCGAAGAGGAGGAUUUGGAGGCUGCAGAAACCCAGCAAGCCCUGGAAAGAUACGAAAGCGCCAAUACGCAUCUGAGCGAGGAGUCCACGAUACCGAGACCACUUACUACGACGCCAGAAGACCUGUCAAGGAUGCCGACCAGCGAACUGCUGUCUUUUGGCGUCUCUUUUGUCGAGAGAAUGAGACAACAAAGUGUCCCCUGGCUGGCACAAAGAAUGCUAGCGAUCUAUGGAGAGUGCCCCAACGAUCCGGCUCUCUUCCCCUGGUGGUUCGCCAGCAUACUCCCCGCCAAAGACUACGAGAAGUACAAACUUCUCGGCACAACGAGCGUACGAGAGAGGUUGAAGAUCUGCUGCAGCUGGAUUCGUGAGUGGGAGUCAAGCAGGUGGUAA